CAAUUAAGCAGUCCCUAAACUUCUCCAUCUUUUUUUGCCCGUUCUCCGACCCCGAGACGGCACUCUCUUUCCCGUACUUCAUCUCAGACAAUAUUUAACUCUCUCUCUCUCUCUAUAUAUAUAAAUAUCUCUCUCUCUUUCGACACACUCAGAGCUCAUAUGUUAGGAAACCGUUUCAAUUUCACUCUUACCUCUCUCUUUGGUUUCGGAACCCAAACGAACUAACAAAUGCCGCAGCCGCAACUGACUGAGCUCAGUCGCGUCGACCCGCGGUUCUGGCGAGCCUGUGCAGGAUCCUCCGUUCAAAUUCCCGCCGUUAACUCUAGGGUUUACUACUUCCCUCAAGGUCAUUUCGAACAAUCCUCAUCGUCCACGGCACCUCAUCCUCCAUUCCUCACCAAUCUCGCUCUCUCUAAACCCUCAAUCCCUUGUCAAAUCUCCGCCGUUGAUUUCCUCGCUGAUCCAGUAACUGACGAGGUCUUCACCAGACUUCUCCUUAUCCCUCUCGAUAACCCCUUCUCUAACCUCCCUCUCUCCUUUCUAGAACCUUGUAGAAGUGAAGGUGAAGGUGCUAAUGACGUUGAUGACGACGAAAGAAAGAUUUUGGCCUUCUCUAAGAUUCUAACUCCAUCAGAUGCGAAUAACGGUGGCGGCUUCUCUGUCCCGAGGUUCUGUGCCGACUCGAUCUUCCCUCCGUUAAACUACCAGGCGGAGCCUCCGGUCCAGACUCUAACGGUUGCCGAUAUUCACGGCGUUAGUUGGGAUUUCAGGCACAUUUAUCGAGGUACGCCACGUAGGCACUUGCUAACUACCGGUUGGAGUAAGUUUGUUAACAAUAAGAAGUUGAUUGCGGGAGAUUCGGUGGUUUUUAUGAGGAAUUUGAAGGGAGAGAUGUUCAUUGGAGUGAGGAGGGCUGUUAGGUUUAAUAACAGUGCCAGGUGGAGGGAGCAGGUUUCUGACAGCGGUGGAGAUGGGAAAGUGAAGGUGGAGGAGGGGUUUUCAAGGAGUUGGAGAGGGCGGUUGUCUCAAGAGGCUGUGGUGGAGGCAGUAGAGAGGGCGGCUAAAGGCUUGCCGUUUGAGGUUGUCUACUAUCCGAGGGCAGGGUGGUAUUCAGAUUUUGUGGUGAGGGCUGAAGUGGUGGAAGCUGCACUAUGUGUGUUUUGGACUGCUGGGAUGAGAGUGAAGAUGGCUGUGGAGACUGAGGAUUCCUCCAGAAUGACUUGGUUUCAGGGGACUGUUUCGGGUACUGGUUUGCCUGACUGUGGUGCAUGGCGUGGCUCUCCUUGGCGCAUGCUUCAGAUUACUUGGGAUGAGCCUGAAGUUCUGCAGAAUGUAAAGAGAGUGAGCCCUUGGCAAGUGGAAUUUGUUGCAACCACACUGCCAAUUCAAGACGCAUCCCCCCCAAUGAAGAAAUUGAGAUAUCCUAAUGAUUCUGGGUUCCUGACAAAUGGAGAACUUUUCUUUCCGAUGUCAGACCUAACUAAUUCAAGAACGGGGCACAUGAAUGCUUCAAUGUUGAAUUAUAGUACUUUUCCUGCUGGCAUGCAGGGAGCCAGGCAAGAUCCUUUUUCCACAUUCAGUUUAUCCAACUUAAUAAGUGAAAAUGCUUCUCAGGUGUUUGGUGACAAGGUCUUUGGAAACAACUUGGUACCCAAAAUGAAAAGAAUGCCCAGUGAGAUGAACAUUGGCAGUUUGCAGUCUGGGGACUUAUCACCUGAGAGCCAGAGUAGUGCACAUUCUUUUGGCAAAGACUUUACUGGAAACAGGAGCUUCAACCCCAAAAAGGUUGGAAUUAGCUCUAUUCAGUUAUUUGGUAAGAUCAUUCACAUGAAUCAGCCGGUUGAAAAUGGUUUUGAUAGUGUUGGCUUCAUGGACAACAGCAGUAAAGGUUGCAAUGAAACUGAGGGUGUUAAUGCACUUGAACUUUCACUGACUUCCUCCUAUACAGAACUACUUAACAGGAUUGAUGUCCAAUGCCAAAGCGCUUCGGCUGUUGAGGCAUGUUCUGCAUGAACAAAUAGUUCUGUAAUGCCAUGCUAAUAAAUAGCUGUGCAGGUUUUAUCUGCAUGCAGAGAGCUGACUUCUGAUUAGACCCAGGCAGUAGUGACUGGUCUCCAGUUUAGUGUACGCUGGUUUGUUCUAGUUAGCGAUGCGGGCAACUUAGAAAAUUGAUUUGGCAGAUGUUUGAAUUCAGUGUUGGAUAUUUUUGUGGCGUAUGCGUUUUGUUUUGGUUUCACGUUAUUUGAUAUUUCUUUGCUUGAUUUAUUAGGAUGUACAUUAUUAAAAAAACUAACAGGGAUCGGUCACUCAUAAUUUAUUAUGGAUUCUAAUAGUAAAUUUAUGAUUUUAUCCUUGUCA
Molecule: messenger RNA, 2358 nt
Organism: Populus trichocarpa (black cottonwood)
Lineage: Eukaryota; Viridiplantae; Streptophyta; Magnoliopsida; Malpighiales; Salicaceae
Product: auxin response factor 17
Exons: 3
Coding region: 229-2013 (594 amino acids)
Biological process (GO): response to hormone; regulation of DNA-templated transcription
Cellular component (GO): nucleus
Molecular function (GO): DNA binding
Source: RefSeq, a predicted model, not a curated record